CGCUGCCCCGCCUCCUGCCGCUGGGCCUCCCGCGCCCCCCGCCGCCUCCACCACUCCGGGGGCGCCGGUGGGCUCCCUGGCCCAGCGCAAACGCGCCCAGUAUGCCAAGAGCAAGAAGCAGGGCAGCUCGGCCAACACGCGGGCCGCCCGGGCUCUAUUCUGCCUCAAGCUUAACAACCCCAUACGCCGGGCGUGCAUCAGCAUCGUGGAGUGGAAGCCUUUUGAUAUCUUUAUAUUGAUAGCGAUUUUUGCCAACUGUAUGGCGUUAGCUGUGUACAUCCCUUUCCCAGAAGACGACUCCAACUCCACAAACCAUGACUUGGAGACAGUGGAAUAUGCCUUUCUCAUCAUCUUCACGAUCGAGACCUUCCUGAAGAUCAUUGCGUAUGGCCUCGUCAUGCACCAGAACGCCUACGUGAGGAACGGAUGGAACAUGCUGGACUUUGUCAUCGUCGUUAUUGGGUUGUUCAGUGUGGUUCUGGAGGUCCUGACUAAAGCAGAGGAGGAGGAGGACGACCCCGUGACGGGGGAGCACCAUGCGGCGGCAGCACACGCUCACGGCGGCAAACCAGGAGGCUUUGACGUCAAGGCCCUGAGAGCCUUCAGGGUGCUAAGGCCCCUCCGCCUCGUCUCUGGAGUGCCUAGUUUACAGGUGGUGUUGAACUCCAUCAUCAAAGCCAUGGUGCCACUGCUGCACAUCGCUCUGCUGGUCCUCUUCGUCAUCAUCAUCUACGCCAUCAUCGGCCUCGAGCUCUUCAUCGGCAAGAUGCACGCCACAUGCUUUUUCACCGGGACAGAAAUGAUAGCAGAAGAUGAGCCGGCUCCGUGUGCGGUGAACGGUCACGGUCGCACGUGCGGCAUGAACGGCACAGAGUGUAAGGAGGGCUGGAACGGCCCCAACGGCGGCAUCACCAACUUUGACAACUUCAUGUUCGCCAUGCUCACUGUCUUCCAGUGCAUCACCAUGGAGGGAUGGACCGACGUGCUCUACUGGGUGAACGACUCUAUUGGCUGGGAGACGCCCUGGAUCUACUUUGUGAGCCUCAUCAUCCUGGGCUCCUUCUUUGUGCUCAACCUGGUGCUGGGUGUGCUGAGUGGAGAGUUCUCUAAAGAGAGAGAGAAGGCGAAGGCGCGUGGAGACUUCCAGAAGCUGCGUGAGAAGCAGCAGCUGGAGGAGGACCUGAAGGGCUACCUGGACUGGAUCACGCAGGCCGAGGACAUCGACCCUGACAACGAGGACGAGGAGGACGGCAAACGCAACCGGGUCACGCUGGCUGACCUGACGGAGAAGAAGAAGUCCGGCAAGUUCGGCUGGUUCAGCCAGUCGUCCGACACUCAUGCGAGUGUUCCGGCGAGCGAGACGGAGUCUGUCAACACCGAGAACGAGAAGGCUGAAGACGCGAAGGCACCGUGCUGCGGAGCGUUUUGUCGGCGCUGGCGUCGAUGGAACCGCUACGUCCGAAGGAAUUGCCGCCUGGCGGUGAAAUCGGUGCCUUUCUAUUGGCUGGUGAUCAUCCUGGUGUUCCUCAACACCCUGACCAUCUCCUCCGAGCACUACAACCAGCCCAUGUGGCUCACACAAGUGCAAGAUGUAGCCAACAAGGUGCUGCUGGCCAUGUUCACGUGUGAGAUGCUGGUGAAGAUGUACAGCCUGGGCCUGCAGGCCUACUUCGUUUCGCUCUUCAACCGCUUUGACUGCUUCGUGGUGUGUGGCGGCAUCACAGAGACCGUCCUGGUGGAGUUUGAGUACAUGUCCCCGCUCGGUAUCUCCGUGUUCCGCUGUGUGCGUCUGCUCAGGAUCUUCAAAGUCACACGGCACUGGCAGUCUCUGAGUAACCUGGUGGCGUCUCUGCUGAACUCCAUGAAGUCCAUCGCCUCCCUGCUGCUGCUCCUCUUCCUCUUCAUCGUCAUCUUCUCGCUGCUCGGCAUGCAGGUCUUCGGCGGCAAGUUCUACUUCGACGAGACGCAGGUCAAGCGCAGCACCUUCGACAACUUCCCUCAGGCAAUGCUCACUGUGUUUCAGAUCCUGACGGGCGAGGACUGGAACAUGGUGAUGUAUGACGGCAUCAUGGCGUACGGAGGCCCUUCCUCUUCUGGAAUGAUCGUCUGCAUAUACUUCAUCAUCCUCUUCAUCUGCGGAAACUACAUCCUGCUGAAUGUCUUCUUGGCCAUCGCUGUGGAUAACCUGGCGGAUGUGGACUCUCUCAACACCCCGAAAAAGGAGGACGAAGGCGAUGAUGAGGAGACUAAGAUACCACUGGAGGACGAGGAAGAGGAGAAAGAAGGCGCAGGUCUCGGUCUCGAAGAGGAGGAGGAGGAGGAGCCUGAGGUGCCAUCAGGGCCGCGUCCCGCCAUCUCGGAACUCGUCAAGAAGGAGAAGAUCACGCCCAUCCCAGAGGGCAGCGCUUUCUUCAUCUUUAGCAACACCAACCCGGUGCGCGUGGCGUGCCACAAGCUGAUCAACCACCACAUCUUUACCAACCUCAUCCUCGUCUUCAUCAUGCUUAGCUCCGCCUCUCUGGCCGCAGAGGACCCAAUCAGGAACUUCUCCGCCCGCAACAUCGUCCUAGGCUAUGCUGAUUAUGUCUUCACUAGUAUGUUUACAUUUGAGAUCGUGUUAAAGAUGACCACCUACGGGGCGUUCCUGCAUAAAGGGGCGUUCUGCCGGAACUACUUCAACCUGCUGGACCUGCUGGUGGUGGGAGUCUCUCUCGUCUCCUUCGGCAUCCAGUCGUCUGCCAUCUCGGUGGUGAAGAUCUUGCGAGUACUUCGAGUGCUGCGUCCCCUCAGGGCCAUCAACAGAGCCAAGGGCCUCAAGCACGUGGUGCAGUGUGUGUUUGUGGCCAUCCGGACCAUCGGCAACAUCAUGAUCGUCACCACUCUGCUACAGUUCAUGUUCGCCUGCAUAGGAGUGCAGCUAUUCAAGGGGAAGUUUUAUCGAUGCAGUGAUGAGGCCAAGUCCGUCCCUGAGGAGUGCAAGGGAACGUUCAUCCACUAUAAAGACGGUGAUGUGAACCAGCCCACUAUUGAUAAGCGCAUCUGGCACAACAGCGACUUCAACUUUGACAACGUGCUGAUGGGCAUGAUGGCACUUUUCACCGUCUCCACGUUCGAGGGCUGGCCAGCGCUCCUGUAUAAAGCCAUUGACUCUAGCAGGGAAAACCUGGGUCCCAUCUACAACAACCGUGUGGAGAUCUCCAUCUUCUUCAUCAUCUACAUCAUCAUCAUCGCCUUCUUCAUGAUGAACAUCUUCGUGGGUUUCGUCAUCGUGACCUUUCAGGAGCAGGGAGAGAAGGAGUACAAGAACUGUGAGCUGGACAAGAACCAGCGUCAGUGUGUGGAGUACGCCCUGAAGGCGCGGCCCCUGCGCCGCUACAUCCCUAAGAACCCCUACCAGUACAAGUUCUGGUACAUGGUCAACUCCACCGGCUUCGAGUACAUCAUGUUCGUACUCAUCAUGCUCAACACCCUGUGUCUGGCAGUGCAGCACCACGGCCAAACACCAGGCUUCAACUACGUGAUGGACAUCCUCAACAUGCUCUUCACCGCCGUCUUCACCGUGGAGAUGGUCCUCAAGCUGAUUGCCUUCAAACCCAGGCACUAUUUCACGGAUGCUUGGAACACGUUUGAUGCCUUAAUAGUAGUGGGUAGCGUCGUUGAUAUUGCUAUCACUGAAGUCAAUAACACGGAGGAGAGCGCACGCAUCUCCAUCACCUUCUUCCGCCUGUUCCGAGUGAUGCGAUUGGUCAAGUUGCUGGCCAGAGGGGAGGGCAUCCGCACACUGCUCUGGACCUUCAUCAAAUCCUUCCAGGCUCUGCCGUAUGUUGCUCUGCUGAUCUGCAUGAUCUUCUUUAUCUAUGCCGUCAUUGGGAUGCAGGUCUUUGGAAAGAUAGCCAUGGUGGAUGGGACCCAAAUAAACAGGAACAACAACUUCCAAACCUUUCCUCAAGCCGUACUCCUGCUGUUCAGGUGUGCCACGGGUGAAGCGUGGCAGGAGAUUAUGCUGGCGUGUCUGCCCGGUAAACUGUGUGACCCGGAGUCAGAUUAUAAUCCCGGAGAAGAGAUGACCUGCGGCAGCAGCUUCGCAAUCAUAUACUUCAUCACCUUCUUCAUGCUCUGCUCUUUCCUGAUCAUCAACCUGUUUGUGGCCGUCAUCAUGGACAACUUUGACUAUCUGACACGUGAUUGGUCCAUACUGGGUCCACAUCACCUUGACGAGUUCAAGAGGAUAUGGUCUGAGUAUGAUCCAGAGGCGAAGGGCAGGAUAAAGCAUCUGGAUGUGGUGGCUCUGCUGCGGCGUAUUCAGCCUCCUCUGGGCUUCGGAAAGCUGUGUCCUCACCGAGUGGCCUGCAAGAGGCUGGUAGCCAUGAAUAUGCCCCUCAACAGUGACGGCACCGUCAUGUUCAACGCCACGCUCUUUGCUCUGGUCAGGACGGCCCUGAAGAUCAAGACAGAGGGUAACCUGGAGCAGGCCAAUGAGGAGCUGCGUGCGGUCAUCAAGAAGAUCUGGAAGCGCACCAGCAUGAAGCUGUUGGACCAAGUGGUGCCCCCUGCAGGCGAUGAUGAGGUAACCGUGGGGAAGUUCUAUGCCACCUUCCUGAUACAGGACUACUUUAGGAAAUUCAAGAAACGCAAAGAGGAGGGCCUGAUGGGGGUUCACCCGUCUAAUUCCAACAACACGGCCAUGGCACUGCAGGCUGGGCUCCGUACGCUGCAUGAUAUUGGGCCAGAAAUCCGCCGAGCCAUAUCAUGUGACCUGCAGGACGAGGAGCUAGUAGACUUUAUUCCUGACGAGGACGAGGAGAUUUAUAGGCGGAACGGCGGUCUGUUCGGUAACCACGUGAACCACGUGGGUCCCCCAGGGGCGCGUCCUCCGGGCCUCCAGACCAACGCCACCCAGCGUCCCCUGCAGGUGCAGCCGCCGCCACACUACGCCCACAUGGAGCAGCCCGUGGGUCGUCUGGGCCGCGCCAACGCCAUGGCACAGCACCACGGCAACAGCCACGGCCCGCCGCACCCACACCACCACCACCAUCACCAUCACCACCACAGCAGCAACAGCCACCACCACCACCAUCACCACAACAACUCCUACGGCAAGUCGCCCAAGUCCACCAACAUCAACCUCAACAACGCCAACGUGUCCAGCCUGCCCAACGGCGGGCACCAUCGCUACUACGACCACCUGCCCCCCAACGGGUAUGUGGGGGGCACCUACUACGACUACGACAAGCCCAGGACUCCCCGCGGGCAGAGGUCUCACGGGGGGGAGAGGAGGCGACCCACCAUCAGGAGGGAGGAGGAGGUGGACGAGGAUCGCUUCUCGGCAGAGUACUUCAGUGGGGAGGAGUUUUAUGAGGACGACAGCAUGCUGUCUGGAGGAGAGAGGUCAUACCAAGGGCACAGAAAACAUUAACAUUUGCACGAUCAGGAGUAUGAGACGCCGCGGGGCUACCAUCACCCCGAUACCUACUACGACGACGACGAGCAACCGCUCUACCACGACUCACGAAGGUCACCCAAGAGACGGCUGCUACCGCCUACGCCGCAAGGCAACAGGAGGCCAUCGUUCAACUUUGAGUGUCUGCGCAGACAGGGCAGCCAAGACGAACUGCCACACCAGCGCACUGCACUACCUCUCCACCUCAUGCAGCACCAGGUGAUGGCGGUGGCAGGUCUGGACUCCAGCAGAGCCCACCGCCUCUCGCCGACCCACUCCACGCGCUCCUGGGCCACGCCCCCGGCCACGCCCCUCAGCAAGGACCGCUCGCCCUACUACACGCCGCUGAUCCGCGUGGACCGGCCAAUCAGAGACAGCCUGAGCAGCAGCCGCUCCUCGCUGCGCAAGAACAGCUGGUACACGGACGAGCACGAGUACACCACGCACGCGCACCCGCACGCGCACCCGGGGCAGCAGCAGCGGCUCACCUACUCCCCCGCCCAGCUGAUGGUCCCGCCAGAGUUCCGGAACCAGUACCAUCAGAAGAGGGGCAGCGCCACCAGCUUAGUGGAGGCGGUGUUAAUAUCAGAGGGUCUGGGCCGCUACGCUAAGGACCCCAAGUUCGUGGCGGCGACCAAGCACGAGAUCGCCGACGCCUGCGAGAUGACCAUCGACGAGAUGGAGAGCGCGGCCAGCCAUCUGCUGAACGGCAGCCUCCCGCCGGGGGUCAACGGCGUCGGCGGCGGGGUCAAUGGCGGCGUGAAUGGCGGGGUGAACGGCAACAUGUUCCCCAUCCUCAGCCAGCAGGACUACGACCUGCAGGACGUGUCGGCCAGCUACAGCGACGAGGAGCUGGAGCCGCGGCCGCGCUACGAGGAGGACCUGGCCGACGAGAUGAUCUGCAUCACCACGUUAUAGCGGCUGCCUCCGGCCCGCUCCACUCCAGGCCGCUCUGCUACGCCAGACUCUGACGUCUCCCACCGUCUCACACCCCUCCACUCUCUCCCUGGACUGCACACAGACACGCAGACAGAGAGACAGACAGCCAGGCAGACAGACUCUAGCCUCUGGCUUCUAGAAACAGGCCGCUGGCCCCUGGCCCCGGGUCUCAGGCCUCACAGGCCCAGCAAUGACACAGUCUUCCCCCAGGGGGCGCCACUGAGACGUGUGGGAGAAAAAAUUAAAAAUGCAACUUGUAUGAGAACCAACUCGUAUGAGAAAGACUGCAAUGCAUCUACUUGCUCUCAACCAAAAGAAGUGCCUUUUUUACAUUUCAAAAAUGGAAAGGCACCUGGAUGACAAGCCUGUAUGGUCCCGCUCCUCCCCCCCUGCA
Molecule: messenger RNA, 6773 nt
Organism: Engraulis encrasicolus (European anchovy)
Lineage: Eukaryota; Metazoa; Chordata; Actinopteri; Clupeiformes; Engraulidae
Gene: cacna1da
Product: calcium channel, voltage-dependent, L type, alpha 1D subunit, a
Exons: 47
Biological process (GO): calcium ion import across plasma membrane
Cellular component (GO): membrane; voltage-gated calcium channel complex
Molecular function (GO): high voltage-gated calcium channel activity
Source: RefSeq, a predicted model, not a curated record